Zalophus californianus (California sea lion) is the source of this 5657-nucleotide messenger RNA. It is a transcript of the gene TAB2, whose product is annotated as TGF-beta activated kinase 1 (MAP3K7) binding protein 2. Gene Ontology annotation, molecular function: ubiquitin binding; K63-linked polyubiquitin modification-dependent protein binding. Gene Ontology annotation, biological process: positive regulation of protein kinase activity. Lineage: Eukaryota; Metazoa; Chordata; Mammalia; Carnivora; Otariidae. The record is from RefSeq and is a predicted model, not a curated record. The transcript is spliced from 7 exons. Bases 1679 to 3760 code for a protein of 693 amino acids.
UGAGGGAAAGCAGGGCAUGAGGAUGUGAUGGGGGGAGCCCGUUGUGGCAUUAUUUUAGGGAGAUGGCUCCAGGACGCUGCUUCUGAGGAAGUAGCAUGUGAUCAGAGAUCUUAACGAAGUAAGAGAGGGGGGGCCACGCAAGUAUCUGAGGAUAAAAUGUCCCGGGCAGAAGGAGCAACAAGUGUAAAAACCCUAAGGGAGGACAAAGUGGCUUUUUUGAGAACUGGCCAGACCUGAGGGAACUGGGAGAGUGAUAGAAGGGAAAAGUCGGAGGGGUGGGAGUUAGCCAGGGGCCUUGGGUUGUAGGAUUUUGAGCAGGGGAUUUUGCCCUGAUUUACUUUUCACACAGACCACUUGGCUCAACAGAGGGAGGGGCAGGGGUGGAGCAGAAAGUGAAGGCAGGGAGGAAACCAGUUAAGAGACCUUUGCAGCGGCCUUCUAGGUGACUUACAGUGCUGGCUCAGACAGGAGCAGUAACAGGUGGGGGAAAGUAGUCAGAUUCGGAAUAUUGUUUGCAGAUACAGUCAACGAUGACUUGAUGCUGGAUUAGAUAUGGGAUGUGAAAGAAGGAUAUGAAAGAAGAACGGGAUAAAUGAUGGCACCAUUUACUGGGAUGAGAAAGACUGUGGAAGGAUUGGUUUGGAUGGGGGGAAUUCAGAGUUUAAUUUUGGACAUGCUAAAUUUGAAGUGAGUUUGAGAUGUCAGGCAGGUAACUGGCUAUAUUAGUGUGGAACUCAAGGGAGAGAGCUCCCUUGGCCUUGCAGAAAUAAAUUUGCAAAGCCUCCGUGUAAAGCAGUAUAUUUGGAUGAGAUGACCCUGCAGAGGAAUGUAGGUGUAGUUGAAAAGAAGCCCUAGAUUUGAACUUCAUUGUCCGCCAACAUUUAGAUGUCCAGAAAAGGAAGAUCUGACAGAACUGAGAAGGAGCCCCCGGUGGGUGGGAGAAACACCAGAAGAGUAUAAAGCCAAGUGAAGCACUUGUUUAAAGAGGGAUUGGUUGACCGAGUCCUAAGCUAUUUGGAUGAGGACUGAGAACUGCUCGUUAGGUCUGACAACCUGAAGUUCUCCGACAGCUUUGAUAAGUAUAGUUUCAGUGGACAAAAACUGGGAAAGCCUGAUUGGGGUAGGUUUAAAAGAGAUUAGAAGGGAGAAAAGGAAGAUACUUAGCUAUAAACAACCCUUUCAAGUAGUUGUAGCCCAGAAGAGGAAAGGGGCAGAGAAAUGAGCUGAUAGCUGAAGUGAAGUCAAGGGUGGCUUUCUCAAGUUGAACAUGCCUUAGUUAUUUUUAAGUUUCAUUUACUAAUUUUCAGUACUUCUCUUUUUUCCUAUAACCCAUUGUAGCUUUUACCUAUGAGAAGUCACAUAGACGAAAGAAUCAAGGGAUUUAAUUAAAUAAUAAUAAAAAGCUGAAAGGCUUUACUCUGCAUAUUUAAAUGAGCUUAUAUUCUGUUGAGGAUUCAGGAGUUCUGCCAUAACUAAAUGUAAUAAAAAACAUUGUAGUAUAUACUGUUGCACUGAACACUGCCUACACAGUGCUAGCUACACAAAAAGGGACAGAAGAGACCUGAUUCCUAUAUUCGUGGAGUUUCCAGAAAAUGCUUGGACAGAAGAGAUGAGUACUAUUUCCACUAAGGCCUAGAAUUGCCUACUGUACAAAUAGUCCUGAUCAGGCAAUAUACGAAUGGCCCAAGGAAGCCACCAAAUUGAUUUUCAGGUUUUACAUGACCUGCGACAAAAAUUCCCUGAAGUACCUGAAGUUGUUGUAUCCAGGUGCAUGUUACAGAAUAAUAAUAACCUGGAUGCUUGCUGUGCUGUUCUCUCUCAAGAGAGUACAAGGUAUCUUUAUGGUGAAGGAGACUUGAAUUUCUCGGAUGACUCUGGAAUUUCUGGCCUCCGAAAUCACAUGACUUCUCUCAACUUGGACUUGCAGUCACAGAAUGUUUACCACCAUGGAAGAGAAGGAAAUAGAAUGAAUGGAAGCAGGACUCUGACGCACAGCAUUAGUGAUGGACAACUUCAAGGUGGUCAGUCCAAUAAUGAACUCUUUCAGCAGGAGCCACAGACAGCACCAGCUCAAGUUCCUCAAGGCUUUAAUGUUUUUGGAAUGUCUAGUACAUCUGGUGCUUCAAAUUCAGCACCACAUCUUGGAUUUCAGUUAGGCAGCAAAGGAACAUCUAACCUUUCUCAACAAACUCCCAGAUUUAAUCCUAUUAUGGUAACUUUAGCCCCAAAUAUCCAGACUGGUCGUAAUACUCCUACAUCUUUGCACAUACAUGGUGUACCUCCACCUGUACUUAACAGUCCACAGGGAAAUUCUAUCUAUAUUAGGCCUUACAUUACAACUCCUAGUGGUACAGCUCGACAGACGCAACAGCAUUCUGGCUGGGUAUCUCAGUUUAAUCCUAUGAACCCUCAACAAGUCUAUCAACCUUCACAACCUGGUCCCUGGACUACUUAUCCUGCAUCUAAUCCUAUGCCACAUACCUCAGCCCAGCAGCCAAACCAGCAAGGCCACCAGACCUCUCAUGUCUACAUGCCCAUCAGUUCACCUACUACUCCACAGCCACCAACAAUUCAUUCAUCUGGUAGCUCACAGUCUUCUGCCCAUAGCCAAUAUAACAUUCAGAAUAUUUCAACAGGACCUCGAAAAAACCAGAUUGAAAUCAAACUUGAACCCCCACAAAGAAACAGCUCUUCAAAAUUGCGUUCUUCUGGACCUCGAACCUCCAGCAGUUCCUCUUCAGUCAACAGCCAGACCUUAAAUAGAAAUCAGCCCACUGUUUACAUAGCUGCCAGUCCCCCAAAUACUGAUGAGGUGAUGUCCCGUAGUCAACCCAAGGUCUAUAUUUCAGCUAAUGCCGCCCCAGGAGAUGAACAGAUCAUGCGGAAUCAGCCCACCCUCUUCAUAUCCACAAACUCUGGAGCAUCUGCUGCCUCCAGGAAUAUGUCUGGGCAAGUGAGCAUGGGUCCUGCCUUUAUUCAUCACCACCCUCCCAAAAGUCGAGCAAUAGGCAAUAACUCUGCAACUUCUCCUCGAGUCGUGGUCACUCAACCCAAUACAAAAUAUACUUUCAAAAUUACAGUUUCUCCUAAUAAACCCCCUGCAGUUUCACCAGGGGUGGUGUCCCCUACCUUUGAACUUACAAAUCUUCUAAACCAUCCUGAUCAUUAUGUAGAAACAGAGAAUAUUCAGCACCUCACGGACCCUACUUUAGCACAUGUGGAUAGAAUAAGUGAAGCACGGAAGUUGAGUAUGGGAUCUGAUGAUGCUGCCUACACUCAAGCUCUGUUGGUACACCAGAAGGCCAGAAUGGAACGACUUCAAAGAGAACUUGAGAUUCAAAAGAAAAAGCUGGAUAAACUAAAAUCUGAGGUCAAUGAAAUGGAAAAUAAUCUAACUAGAAGGCGCCUGAAAAGAUCAAAUUCCAUAUCCCAAAUACCUUCACUCGAAGAAAUGCAGCAGUUGAGAAGUUGUAAUAGACAACUCCAGAUUGACAUUGACUGCUUAACCAAAGAAAUUGAUCUUUUUCAAGCCCGAGGACCACAUUUUAAUCCCAGCGCUAUUCAUAACUUUUAUGACAAUAUUGGAUUUGUAGGUCCUGUGCCACCAAAACCCAAAGAUCAGAGGUCCACCAUCAAAACACCAAAGACUCAAGACACAGAAGAUGAUGAGGGGGCUCAGUGGAAUUGUACUGCCUGUACUUUUUUGAACCAUCCAGCCUUAAUCCGCUGUGAACAGUGUGAGAUGCCAAGGCAUUUCUGAGCCAAAAGGCCCUAUAGCUCUAAAACCACAUCGGAAGUUCAAGAAACGAGUCUGUCAUCAGGGGAAAAGUUUCACUGCUACAUAGGAUUUUGUCAAAUUGAAGGUGUGACAAGAUGGUGUUGUGCUAAUGUUAAAUGUCAGCCCACAGAGCUAAUAAUACCUCAGUCUAAUGUCAUGGGCAGUUGAAAUUCACAUGAAAGGGAAUCUGCUGAGAGACUCAGUUGCCCGCUGCCUAACCAUGUACAGUGUUACCAGUAGCCCGUUGUGGAUAAUUCUCAAUAUAUUAAUGCCUAGGUGUGCCCAGUACCUUUCCCCCUCAUGUCACUACUGAAUUUUGACAGGAGGAAGGAAUAGAACGAUGGCUUUUUUUUUUAAAGCUUUUGGUGAAACACUACAAACAUGAAGAAAAAGAACAAGGUGUAACUAUUUAAAAACUGUUUGCUGCCGCAUGGUGCCAAUGGAUAGGGGAAGAACUUCAUGAAUCUGUGGUACUCUUGGCCUCGUCUUUGUCUUCCCUGAAACGUCUCCACUCUGUGAAGCCAGCAUCUGGGGUCUAAAGAUGAAAAGGAAAGCAGCAUGCAUUGUCUGUACAAACAUGCAGUGAGAUAUCCCAAAGCUUUUCCUACUGUACAGAUCUCUCGAGUCUGCUUUAAGUGAUUUCUUUUCUUUAUUAUUUUCUUAUAUUUCUAUAUGUAUAGUGUAAUAGUCUUUUGUUAACUAAUUUUCUUUUUUCCUUUUAGUGAUUAAGCACGAUCAUGUCCCUUUUUAAGCCUUACCUGAGAGAAGCAAUGCCUUAAAAUAAAAAAGCAUUAAUGAAAUGAAACUGUGCACAAAAUAACUUUCCUCUACUUACUCUGUGCUUUGCCCUCGUGAGUGCCGAUGUUCUGUGAAGACAUGGGGAUGCUGCACACUGACUUGCAGGAAAUACUACAAGACUUACGUCUAAGUCACACUAUAUCUGCCGACUUCAGCAGUGGGUCGCACAGCACACUGAUCUUCCACAGGGAAGCUUAAAACAGAAGGUAUUUUUAACCCACUGACAGAGCAACGAGGUUAAGCUUGCUUCAUCUGCCUGGUGUCCCACAGAACUGUCACAAGAGAUUACUAUGGGGAAAGUACAGUUUGCAAAACCAGCCACAGCAGCAGAACCUACAGCCCUGGUGUGGGGAGAAGCGUAAAUGCUUUACUGUUGGGGCAGUCCGUUUCUAAACCUGACUUGGUGGCAGUAUCAUGUGUAUUUAUAAAACGAGGCUAGUCAUAUUUAGGACAACUGAAGGAAAGCUGGAAAAAAGAAAAACAAGCAAACUUGAACACUGAAGCAACCUCAAGCAUCUCUUUAUUUUGAUGAUAUAUUUUUAUAAGGAAAAUAAAUAUUCAGAUGAUCGGGAAUGUAUAUAACUAAAUGAAAUCAAGAAAAAGAAAUGACAGUAUGCAUUUAAAAAACAGAAUUAUGAAAUUAUAUAUCAGUACUUAGAAUGGGGCUAGGGGAAGUGCUGAAAUAUAGCAAAAGGUAGGAGAUAAUGUUGACUGUCACCCAUUGUAAAUGUCUGCAAAUGGAUAUUUUUUAAAUAAGCAGGAUUAUUACAGGUGAUCUAUAUGAAUGUCAAAGCCUUGACUUCCGGGCUUUGCAUCUUGUAUGUGGGAAGAAAUAUGACAAUCCUAGUUAAUUAGACCAUAGACCCAAAGCCCUUACAAUUGAUGCAUUUUGUUUUAAAACUAGGCCUUGUUUUUCAGCUUCAUCUGCAGUUCUAUGUGAAGAUUGAUAAAUCAGUUUUUACUUGUUUUAUUAAUAAAACGUAAUUUGGAUAUCUUGAGUUGAUGGUUUUGUGAUUUAGCUGGGUAAACUAUCUUUGUAACAGAUAAGUUAUUUAUAAAAAUUAAAAAACUUAUAUUCUAA